AUGUUGACAUUUCUUUUAAGCUCCGGAAUUGCCGAUGAGUGCUCUAUGUAUAACUCAGAUGGCUGCACUGUUUGCACAACACACUAUCUCGACCGUAAUUGCGGCUGGAACUCUCGCGAUAACAUUUGCGAAAAUAAGAACUUAACAACAUGUCCAGAUAACGAAUUUUAUUAUAAAGACAACGUCAAAUGCGGCAAUACAAACUUCCCAACACCAACACCAACUCCAUGGCCAGUCUAUGAAGUCAACACUUCAUUCUGCCGUGCAUUGUCUGGUUCAUGGUGCAGCAAAUGCGUCUCUACAAAUGUAAACUAUAGUUGCGUAUGGUGCCAUAGCACACGCGAAUGCGUUAUGGGCGAUAAAGAUGGUUUCUUCUUCGGACAGUGCCCAGAUGAAAAGGGUGUUUCAUAUAAGGAUGAUGACCGCUGCAAGGGCAUUAUCAGCAAGGGUGGAAUUAUUGGCGUCCGCGUUGGUCUUGGCCUUGUCUGCGCUCUCUUUACGGCUCUCGGCAUCUGGGGUUGCUAUCACUUCAUCAAGACGCCAGCCGUCGAAACACCAAAAUAUGAUGAAAUCCAUUAA
Messenger RNA from Trichomonas vaginalis G3, 579 nucleotides. RefSeq lists its product as uncharacterized. The record is from RefSeq and is a predicted model, not a curated record. Bases 1 to 579 code for a protein of 192 amino acids. Lineage: Eukaryota; Parabasalia; Trichomonadida; Trichomonadidae. The transcript has a single exon.